Messenger RNA from Cryphonectria parasitica EP155, 546 nucleotides. RefSeq lists its product as uncharacterized. Lineage: Eukaryota; Fungi; Ascomycota; Sordariomycetes; Diaporthales; Cryphonectriaceae. The annotation marks the transcript as partial. The record is from RefSeq and is a predicted model, not a curated record. The transcript is spliced from 2 exons.
GUGGACAAGUACCGGGCCGGAUAUCCUAGAUAUACCGCACUCUUAAGUGCUCAUCCAUCGUUCUACAACUUCCGCCGCUUUACAAGAGUGCGCAUGCGGCUCCUCCUCCAAAAACAAGACGAGAUCACGCAGCUGGAAGAUGAGUUGGAUGAAAUCGACGAGAAGGAAGACCGUCCCUUGUUUCUUGGUGCUCUACGAGCAGAUACAAAUUUGGAAAGGCAGCGGGUACUUCAGUCUCUGAGAUCCGCCCUCGAUGAAUACGAUGACAUGAUAGAAAAAAGCCGACGCACUUUGUCCCUGCCGCCCGCGGCUGACAGAGACAUCGAUAACUUGAAGACGUGGACCGAGGCAACAGGUUGUAUCAGCCGCCGCGAAACCGAAUAUUUGGAAAAGCAGCAAGAUCUUGCCAACCUCAUUGGUAGUUCCGACACAGCAAUCAGCUAUUGCCACUCACUAGUCGAGAACUGUGUCGGUUGGCUGGACGAAAACAUUGGACAUGUAUGCAUGCCGCUAGAACCUCGGCCUCGAACGAAACUUCAAGGCUGA